Molecule: messenger RNA, 1377 nt
Organism: Penicillium coprophilum
Lineage: Eukaryota; Fungi; Ascomycota; Eurotiomycetes; Eurotiales; Aspergillaceae
Product: SIP1 domain-containing protein
Exons: 2
Coding region: 1-1377 (458 amino acids)
Biological process (GO): spliceosomal snRNP assembly
Cellular component (GO): nucleus; SMN complex
Source: RefSeq, a predicted model, not a curated record
AUGCCUGACAAGAGAAAAGCCACCAUGUCGCCCCGCCCCUUGAAACGUCCUCGGGUAUCUUAUGACGAUGAAGGUGAAGCAUCUUUAGCAGCGUCUUACGAACGUCCCCGUCAGCAUCCUCUCUAUGGUCAGAAGAGCGCCUUUCCGGGUUUGGAUGAAGGCGAUGAAUUGUUGUACGAUGAUCCGGAGGAUGGAUUAGAAUAUCUACGCAUGGUUCGAUCCGAAGCAAACUCACUACCUGUGCUAUUUUCUGCGCCUAUCCAGACUCCAGACCAGUCAAAUUUAACAUUGAACGCGCAACACGACCUGAAGACACUUGAUUCAAACAACCCUCCUUUGCCAGCAGGUUUUUAUGAAGACGAGGCCUAUAUUGCUCCUGCGGGAGAUCUGUACGAAGACAACGCCGCACAUUCCCCUUCAAAGCUCGAUGAACUCUACCCCGAUGCACAAAGGUCCUACAACAAUCUUCUCCGACAUCGAUUCCUCCUCUUGCGAUCGACCCUACGAUGCAGUCCGCCCGCUGGUGCCAUCAACGCCCUCGACAAUGACCAUCCUAUCAGUCUCCCACGAAAGGCUGCAGCUGCACACAAAACCUGGCGCCGACUCUUGGUGACAGUUGAACCACGCAUGGUUCAACUGGCAAGCAUGGACAUGGAAAGCGUGUUAGAAGUCCUGGAAAUACUGGCGCGUAUGGUGUCUGAUGUUGUGCGGGGUGACGACACCCAGCGCGUACGGCGCAUUGGAGCCUGGGCUUGGGGCUUGUUGGGCAAGUGCCGUGAGGUUGGGCAACUUUCUACUCAAGAGGUAGGGGUUAUUCGAAAUCUAGGCAAACGAGCUGCGACAAUUUUGCGCAAGGUGCAAGAGCUAGAGAACGAUGAGUACGAGGAGGAGGCCGAUUCUUCUGUCGCAGACCCAACAAAAGAGGAAACCCAGCAGGGUAAUCUCGUCGAGGAUGAGAAAGUUACGAAGGACAACGCUCAACAGGGGUCUACAAUCCAAAAUGAGGGAGUGACCAGCCAGGAAACCCAACCGGGACCUACAGCCCAAGGCGAGGAACUGACCAAGCACGGGUAUCAGCUGAAGGCUACAGUUAUGAACAUGGAGGAAAACAAGCAAGAAGAAUUGCCAGAGACUGCAGAGGCAAAAGACUCUAGCAUGCCUGAUGCAUUGCUAGAACAACCCGAGUUGGAGGCGGCCAAGGCACGCUUGCGGGCUCAGCUGCAGAACAAUCGCGACUCUAUUGAGACACCUGCUAGCUGCGAAGAAGACGACGACUGGUCGAUUCAAACCCACGCCCUGCUCGACAUGAUCAUGACGGUGGUUGGUGAGUUCUUUGGCCAGCGGGAUCUGUUGGCUGAACGAGAAAUCUGGGAUUAA